UGCCUCCAACACAAUUUUCUUCAAUCCGAAAAUCACAACAUAUGAAAAUCGUCCAGUAAAAAGUUUUGCAAAUAAAUGAGCUCUCAUUGUGUUCUUCCUUUGACAAAAUGUGGUACCUCAUAACACCAUUAACGGGGUAUAUAAUUAGGGUCUCUUCAUCUAAUUGUCAGAAAAAAAAAAUGAAAAAAAGAAAAAGAGGAAAACACGUCUCUUAUUUCAUGCCCGCAAGGGACGUCGCUUAUUGACAUGUGUCAAAACAAGAGUGGGUGGAGAGAAGAUGGUGUCGACCUUCUCGUUUUCUCUCUGUCUCGAUUCCUCUCCUCUACGAAACCUCUGUCUCUCUUGAUUCUUUUCUUCUCAUCGGUGGCUCCUCCCUUCUCCGAUCUAUCUAUCUCUGUGGCUCCUCCUUCUCCGAUCUAUCUCUCUCGGUGGCUGUCGUCGGUGAUCUAUCUCUCCUCGCCGUUCUAUCUCUCUCGAUUCCUCUCGUCGAGUAAUCGCUUUGGCCUUCUCUCCAGAAUCAUCUCGUCUGUUACCUCUCUCUCUCUUUUCGGUGAUCUAUCUCUCUGUGGCUCUCUUCGAGGGCGACGGAACCCUCUAUCUGUGGCUCUCCUAAAAUCAAAAGGUAAACGGGUUGUUUGGUUGUUUUUGCAUGUUUUAGAUUAUGAUUGUUCUUGGUCUGAUCGAAUGUUUUAUUUGUUUUGUCUGCUGAUUCUGUCUCCCUGUGGCUCUCAUUGACGGUGACGGACCAUUGUCUCGGUGUCUGUCGGGGAGUGGAAAGUGUAUUUAGAUGGAUGUAUCAAGAGAGCCGAGCAAGGGUCAUCGGACAAAGGAGUACGCAACUACACAGGUCACACGUUAUGUCUUGUACUGGGAGCAUUGACAUUGGCUUAUGUCACGGACUAAAAGACGUUGGUGUCUUGUGUGUCACGGGCUUCCAAAGACCACUUUUUUUUUCUGUACUUGCUCACGGGCUUUGAAAGACCACUUGUAACAAACACAAAAAGCUUGUUUUAUGUCACGGACUUGUAUAUGUUGAUUUGUAGACUUGUAUGUUUCUGUCUAUAUAUAUCAUCAGUUUCUCAAUCGAGUUGUCACCACACCAAACUCACCUUCUCUCUCGACUUGUAACAAACCAAACUCACCUUCUCUUUAUCAACUUGUAAGAAUCAAAACUCAUCAUCCCUCUCAACUCGUCUUUAUAAACAACCCAUCUUCUCUCUAUUUUAAACACCAAAGUCAUCUUCUCUCUUAAAUAAACAACUCAUCUUCACUCUUUAAUCAUUAUGGCUUCUUCUUCUCAAACAAAUGUAGAUGAUACGUUUGACGAUGCAUUUGAUGAGGUCUUUGAUCAGCAGUUUGAUCAAGCCUUUGAAGAUUUGACCAUUCAAGUUGAACAAAAAGAACGGAGAAAAAGAAGAAAGAAACGAGCUUAUAUAGAAAGAAAUCGAGAAGAAGGCAAUGUACGUUUAUGGAAUGAUUAUUUCAGUGAAACUCCGACGUAUCCUGAACAUUAUUUUCGACGACGUUUUAGAAUGAACAAGAGAUUGUUCAUGCACAUUGUUCAUCGACUCUCCAACGAAGUUCACUUCUUUUCUCAAAGAAGAGAUGGUCUGGGAAGGCUUGGUCUUUCAUCACUCCAAAAGUGUACAGCAGCCAUUCGUGUCUUGGCUUAUGGUAGUGCAGCUGAUACGGUAGACGAAUACCUCCGGCUAGGUGAAACUACAACUCGGUCAUGUUUGGAGAAUUUUGUUGAAGGAAUUAUUUAUUUGUUCGGCGAUGAGUACCUAAGAAGACCAACACCAGCAGAUCUUCAACGUCUACUUGAUAUUGGAGAUCGUCGUGGAUUUCCCGGGAUGAUAGGAAGCAUCGAUUGUAUGCAUUGGGAGUGGAAGAAUUGUCCCACCGCUUGGAAAGGGCAAUAUUGUCGUGGUUCGGGAAAACCAACAAUCGUUUUAGAGGCGGUUGCUUCAUAUGAUCUCUGGAUAUGGCAUGCAUUUUUUGGACCUCCAGGUACCUUAAAUGAUAUCAAUGUUCUUGAUCGCUCUCCUGUUUUUGAUGACAUAAUAAAAGGUCAAGCUCCGCAAGUCACUUACUCUGUCAACGGAGAGAGUAUAAUUUGGCUUACUAUCUCACUGAUGGUAUCUACCCAAAAUGGGCAACUUUUAUCCAAUCUAUUCGAAUACCACAAGGGCCAAAAGCCGUUUUAUUUGCUCAACGUCAAGAAGCUGUCCGUAAAGAUGUCGAGCGUGCUCUUGGAGUCUUGCAAGCUCGAUUUGCCAUUGUUAAAAAUCCGGCACUUUUUGGGAAUAAAGUCAAAAUUGGGAAGAUUAUGAGAGCAUGUAUCAUACUCCAUAAUAUGAUAGUAGAAGACGAACGAGAUGGAUACACUCUAUUUAAUCUUUCAGAGUUUCUACCAGGAGAAGACAACGGAAGUUCACAUGUCGAUCUCACGUAUUCUACAGAUAUCCCUACAAAUAUCGCCAAUAUGAUGGGUGUUCGAACUAAACUUCGGGAUAGACAGAUGCAUGAACAACUGAAAGCUGAUUUGGUUGAACAUGUGUGGCGUAAAUUUGGACC
This is a messenger RNA of Brassica napus (rape), 2577 nucleotides long. RefSeq lists its product as uncharacterized. Lineage: Eukaryota; Viridiplantae; Streptophyta; Magnoliopsida; Brassicales; Brassicaceae. The record is from RefSeq and is a predicted model, not a curated record. The transcript is spliced from 3 exons. The coding region runs from base 1284 to 2333 and encodes 349 amino acids.